This is a messenger RNA of Hemicordylus capensis (graceful crag lizard), 1755 nucleotides long. It is a transcript of the gene CYS1, whose product is annotated as cystin 1. NCBI's taxonomy places the organism in Eukaryota, Metazoa, Chordata, Lepidosauria, Squamata, Cordylidae. The transcript is spliced from 3 exons. The record is from RefSeq and is a predicted model, not a curated record. Bases 183 to 698 code for a protein of 171 amino acids.
GAUUGAAACAAAUCUAGCACAACAAGGAAGAGAGAGGAACCGAGAUCCCACCAUUGUGGUCUGCCUGCUAAGGCACAGCAACAGUUAGGCGUUGGAAUCAGAACAGUCGCGGAGCUCGGAGGAGAGGAAGGGGCCGGGAGGAGCUGCUCUGCUGCUACUGCGGCUCUCCCCGCGCCGCUGGCAUGGGCACCGGGAGCAGCAGGGCAAGGAAGACACGGAGCUGCAGCUGUAGCCCGCCGAGGCCCUGGAGAAGAAGUCCUCGAUGGGGCAGCGGGAGCAGCAGCGCCCCCGCCGGCCAGGAAAAAGAGGCAGCCGCGCUUAGAGCCCCUUGCCACCAAGCCCCAGAAGACACCUCUCUGCCGCCGCCGCCGCCAGGGGAGCCAGACUCGGUCUUGGAGGAGCUAGUGGACCAAUUGCUGGAGGAAUGUAGGGACGAGGGGCUGCCCCGGCUGUCUCUCGCCGCGUCCCGCCACCCCGCGCGCCUUGCCGGAGAUUGCCGCCCCAGUCUGGCAGGGGGCCCGGGUGCAGGAGACGGAGUCCACAGGGAUCAGCAGGACUCAUUCACAAGAUCCACACCAGAGAGCAGUAACUUUGCUAACCAGCUCCCACUCAAGAAGCCUGAGCGGCAGGCCAAAAUAGCCUACGAUUACUCUGAGGAGGAGCUGAUGGCAACCAUUGAGCAAGAGUACUGCCGCUGAAACCAGUCGCAGCUGUCCCAACAGAAGUGUAAACAAGCUCACUUGGGUGCAAGAUAGUUAAACUGCUGUAUUGCUCUGUAAUUUGUCAACUCUGAAAUUUUACUCCUCAUCCAAGGCUAGCUGGAAAUUUGCAAAGCUCACACAGGCCUCUGUGAAAUUGCAAAGACCUAUGUGUUGCCAUUUCCAUUGGGUAUGUUCCGAGAGAGAUCAGUGUGCCGCUUCCAACUGGCCCCAAUACACCCUGGAUCACCCUGAGCCUUCUACACUCGGCCUCUUGGUGCUUAUCCUGCCUUCCUAGUACCAGGCCCUGAUAGUCUUAUCCGUGGUCCAGCUUGUGUGAGUUAGGCUGAAGUGCUUCCUGCCAUUCCAGCCUCCGAUUCCACUGAUGCUGCCAGAGAAUUGCUGCCAUCUAGUCUGUACCAGCAUUUCAUCACACAAAUAUGGUCUCUGGUGUUACCAAGGACAGCUCUACAAUGGUCUCAUGAAGAACAAAAUUGACUAGGGAAACCAUCUUAGUCUUUCACAUUUCUUGCUGUCAAGACCACUUCCUUGCAAUGAGAGUUAAUGCUGUUAAGGAGCAGCAGCUUUCAAAUCAGUAGUGCACUUUUAGUAUUUGAGAGAAAUCCAUGGGUAAAUCUCCAGUACUUCAGUGAAAUUAUCCUUCCUUUUGUUUAUCAUAGAGGACUCAAUAUAUCCAGACUUAUAAAGAAGUCCAAUACUCACAGUGUAACAUUAUGCUCUCUCCUUCUGGUUUCUGCUUCGAACUGUUGCUGGUGCAAGAUAUAAUUUAUAUAGUUGUUCAAAGGGGGGGGGCGGGGAAUCAACCUGUGGCACACACAUGCAAGAGGAAAUCUGAUGGGAUUAGACAAGUCUAAAAUACAAACACUAAUAGAGAUAUUAGCAUAUCAUUUAAAUGAUUUGUAUUCACAGUACAACUCACUCAGAGACCAUAUGACCAUACUGUGUAGGUUUUAACUUUGGACAGUACUUUACUUCCUGUUCUGCUUUUAAUAUUUAUACAAGUUGUGCAACCUUAAUAAAACAAAAAUUAAGUGUU